AUGAAGUACUCCACUGUUUGCGCCGCCUUCUUUGCCGCUGUCGUUGCUGCUUCCGAUGUCAAGCAGCUGAAGACAGACGACUUCAAGGGCUUCAUUGAGGAGCACGACCUCGUCCUCGCAGAAUUCUUCGCCCCAUGGUGCGGUCACUGCAAGGCGCUCGCCCCCGAGUACGAGACGGCCGCCACAACUCUCAAGGAGAAGGACAUUGCCCUGGUCAAGGUCGACUGCACAGAGGAGCAGGAUCUCUGCCAGGAGUAUGGUGUUGAGGGCUACCCCACUCUCAAGGUCUUCCGCGGCCUCGAGAACGUGUCGCCAUACGGUGGUCAGCGCAAGGCCGACAGCUUGAUCUCAUACAUGACCAAGCAGGCCCUCCCCGCUGUCUCCGAGGUCACAAAGGACACCCUCGAGGAGUUCAAGACUGCCGACAAGGUUGUCCUCGUUGGCUACUUUGCCGCCGACGACAAGGCCUCCAACGAGACCUUUACCGCCGUCGCCAAUGGCCUCCGCGACAACUACCUGUUCGGUGCCACCAACGACGCUGCUCUCGCCAAGGCUGAGGGCGUCAAGCAGCCUGGUCUCGUCCUCUACAAGUCGUUUGACGACGGCAAGGACGUCUUCACCGAGGCCUUUGACGCCGACGCCAUCCGCACAUUCGCCAAGGUCGCCGCUACCCCUCUUAUUGGCGAGGUUGGCCCUGAGACCUACUCCGACUACAUGGCCUCUGGCCUUCCCCUCGCAUACAUCUUUGCCGAGACUCCCGAGGAGCGUGAGCAAUACGCCAAGGAGCUGAAGCCCCUCGCCCUCAAGCACAAGGGCGCCAUCAACUUCGCCACCAUUGACGCCAAGGCGUUUGGCCAGCACGCUGGUAACCUCAACCUCAAGAUCGGCACAUGGCCCGCUUUUGCCAUCCAGCGCACCGAGAAGAACGACAAGUUCCCCUUCGACCAGGAGAAGAAGAUCACCGAGAAGAGCAUUGGCAAGUUUGUCGAUGAUUUCCUCGCUGGCAAGAUCGAGCCCAGCAUCAAGUCUGAGCCCAUUCCCGAGUCCAACGAUGGCCCCGUCAAGGUUAUUGUUGCCCACAACUACAAGGACCUCGUCAUCGACAACGACAAGGAUGUCCUUGUUGAGUUCUACGCUCCUUGGUGCGGUCACUGCAAGGCUCUUGCUCCCAAGUACGAGGAGCUCGGCCAGCUCUACGCCUCUGAUGAGCUCUCCAAGCUCGUAACUAUCGCCAAGGUUGACGCCACCGCCAACGACGUUCCCGAUGAGAUCCAAGGUUUCCCAACCAUCAAGCUCUUCGCCGCUGGCAAGAAGGACUCCCCCGUUGACUACUCUGGUUCCCGUACUGUUGAGGACUUGGUCCAAUUCAUCAAGGAGAACGGCUCACACAAGGCUGAGGCCACUGUUCCCGAGGCCGCUGCUGAAGGUAUGUCUGAUAAACUUGCUCACGAGGCUGUUGUCGCCAGCGAGAAGGGUGCUAAUUCUGCUACAGAUGCUACUGAGUCCGCCAAGGAGGCUGCCGCCGAUGCCGCCGACGCCGUUAAGGACACUGCUGAGAAGGCUACCGAUGCUGCCAAAGAGGCUGCUGCUGAUGCCAAGGAGGCUGUCAAGGACACUGCGGAGAAGGCCAAGGACAAGGCCGCGAGCGCCAAGGACGAGUUGUAG
Messenger RNA from Bipolaris victoriae FI3, 1665 nucleotides. RefSeq lists its product as hypothetical. The record is from RefSeq and is a predicted model, not a curated record. Gene Ontology annotation, cellular component: endoplasmic reticulum. The transcript is spliced from 2 exons. Lineage: Eukaryota; Fungi; Ascomycota; Dothideomycetes; Pleosporales; Pleosporaceae. Gene Ontology annotation, biological process: response to endoplasmic reticulum stress; protein folding. The coding region runs from base 1 to 1665 and encodes 554 amino acids. Gene Ontology annotation, molecular function: protein disulfide isomerase activity.